AUGGUCCAACUGGUGGGUUCCCUCCGAAAAGAGCUGGCUGACUCCAUCUCCACCUGCAAGGUCCUGGUGGUGGGAGCGGGAGGGAUCGGCUGCGAGCUGCUGAAGAACCUCGUGCUCACCGGCUUCAAGAACAUCGAAGUGAUUGACUUGGACACAAUUGAUGUCAGCAACCUGAACCGUCAGUUCCUCUUUCAGAAGAAGCAUGUAGGCAAGUCUAAAGCACAGGUGGCCAAGGAGAGCGCCUUGCAGUUUUGCCCCAGUGCCAACAUCACCGCAUACCAUGACAGCAUCAUGAACCCUGAAUACAACGUGGAGUUCUUCAGAAAGUUCAUGCUCGUGAUGAACGCUCUGGAUAACAGAGCUGCCCGUAACCACGUGAACAGGAUGUGUUUGGCAGCUGAUAUCCCUCUGAUAGAGAGUGGCACUGCUGGAUACCUGGGACAGGUCACGGUCAUCAAGAAGGGAAUGACGGAGUGCUACGAGUGCCAGCCGAAACCAGCACAGAAGACCUUUCCGGGAUGCACCAUAAGAAACACGCCGUCUGAGCCCAUUCACUGCAUCGUCUGGGCCAAAUAUCUCUUCAAUCAGCUGUUUGGAGAGGAAGAUGCAGAUCAAGAGGUGUCGCCAGACACGGCAGACCCAGAGGCUGCGUGGAAUCCUGAAGAGACGGCGGCUCGCGCCACUGCCUCAGAAAAGGAUGGAGACAUCAAGCGUGUCUCCACCAAGGAAUGGGCCCGCUCCACCGGGUACGACCCCGCCAAACUCUUCAACAAGCUGUUCAAAGAUGACAUCAUGUACCUUCUGACCAUGGACAAGCUGUGGAAGAAGAGGAAAGCUCCUACACCUCUGGACUGGCAGCAGCUGGAGAACAGCGAGUGUACUAAGGAGGAGAGUCCAGCUUCAGGUCUGAAGGACCAGCAGGUUCUGGGUGUUUGGGGUUACUGCCAGCUGUUUCAGCACAGCGUGGAGACACUCCGCUCACAGCUGCAGGAGAAGGGCGAGGGUGCUGAGCUGGUCUGGGACAAGGAUGACCCUCCAGCCAUGGACUUUGUUACUGCAGCAGCCAACCUGCGUAUGCACAUCUUCAGCAUGAACAUGAAGAGUCGCUUUGAUGUCAAGUCAAUGGCGGGCAACAUCAUCCCAGCUAUUGCCACAACCAAUGCCGUUAUCGCCGGACUCAUCGUGCUGGAGGGACUCAAGAUCCUGUCUGGGGAACUGGAAUCCUGUCGCACGAUCUUCCUGAACAAGUGUCCCAAUCUCAGGAAGAAGUUGCUGGUCCCAUGCAUCCUGGACCCGCCCAGCGCUAACUGUUACGUCUGCGCCAGCAAACCUGAAGUCACAGUCAAACUCAACGUUCACAAAACCACGGUCAUCUCUCUGCAGGACAGGAUUCUGAAGGAGAGGUUUGGUAUGGUGGCUCCAGAUGUUCAGAUAGAAGAUGGAAAAGGAACCAUCCUCAUUUCCUCAGAGGAAGGAGAGACGGAGGCCAACAAUAACAAAUUGGUUUCCGACUUUGGGAUCCGUAACGGCAGCCGACUCCAAGCUGACGACUUCCUCCAAGACUACACGCUCCUCAUUAAUGUCCUGCACACUGAGGACCUAGAGCGGGAUGUGGAGUUCGAGGUAGUAGGUGAGGCCCCGGAUAAGGCUCCGCCUCCUCAGACUAACCAAGAGGAGGUUAACAGCAUCACCAACGGCAACAAGGACUCCGCCCAGCCGUCAACAUCCUCCCAAGCUCCUUCAAAGGAUGAUGACCUCAUGAUAGUGGACUCCGACGAGGAGGAAGGGGCGCCUUCCAGCUCAGCAGCAGCGACCAGCGGCACGAAGAGGAAGCACUCAGACGUGGAAACUGGCGAGACCUCCACCAAGCGCCCACGGACAGACCAAUCAGCAGCUGACGAUGAUGAUGACAUAAUCGCUCUGGACUAACUCCCCUCCCCUUUCUCCUACGGGACUGCGAACUCUUUGAACGCUCGACAUUUUGACUCGAGACAGUCAGUAGGUUUAAAUAAAACACCUCCUUAAUGAAGAACCGUUUACUACCCGGGCUUCUCUUUCAACAGUUUCCCCCUCAGACGUGUUUGUGCUUUCGUACUCCCUCCACUCUCCAACAUGAUGCUGUAAAUAGAUUCUAGAUUAAAAAACAAACGGAAAAGAGGUUUUGAAAAAUACACAAACUUCUCUUUGUUAUGUCACUUCUGGUCCUUUAAGAACUGCUUCUCUUGUUGGUUAAAUAAACAAGUGCUUUUUUUGUA
Archocentrus centrarchus (flier cichlid) is the source of this 2255-nucleotide messenger RNA. It is a transcript of the gene uba2, whose product is annotated as ubiquitin-like modifier activating enzyme 2. The transcript has 17 exons. Gene Ontology annotation, molecular function: SUMO activating enzyme activity. The record is from RefSeq and is a predicted model, not a curated record. NCBI's taxonomy places the organism in Eukaryota, Metazoa, Chordata, Actinopteri, Cichliformes, Cichlidae. Gene Ontology annotation, biological process: protein sumoylation. Gene Ontology annotation, cellular component: cytoplasm; SUMO activating enzyme complex. The coding region runs from base 1 to 1929 and encodes 642 amino acids.